Molecule: messenger RNA, 2231 nt
Organism: Daktulosphaira vitifoliae (grape phylloxera)
Lineage: Eukaryota; Metazoa; Arthropoda; Insecta; Hemiptera; Phylloxeridae
Gene: Aldh-III
Product: aldehyde dehydrogenase, dimeric NADP-preferring
Exons: 13
Coding region: 125-1810 (561 amino acids)
Biological process (GO): aldehyde metabolic process
Cellular component (GO): cytoplasm
Molecular function (GO): aldehyde dehydrogenase (NAD+) activity
Source: RefSeq, a predicted model, not a curated record
AUGUGCUCUAUAGAUUAAUGAAUAAAUAAAAAUCUAUUUCUUUCUUUAUGGAAUAUAUUUUUCUUAAAAAUUAUUUAAGCGUAUUCACAAAUGAAGUUUAUAGAAAAAUGUCUUAACUAACGUCAUGUUCAGCGAAACAACUGAUAAUUUAUUGCUCCAAAAUUCAAAAAAUCAGCUUCAACGAGAGUCGCACAUAGUGACAAUUGAUGCCGUCGAAGAUAGCAAGGAGUUGAUCGAGACUGUGACAGAUAGAGUUCUAGAACAUGCGAUUGAUAUUUUUUUAGAAGACAAAUUGAAUGAAAUUAUGGCUGACUAUGCUGAUAUUGUGGAAAAAGCUAGAACAGCUUAUAAUAGUAAUCAAACAAAAUCUUUACACAUAAGAAAACAUAAUUUGAGACAACUUCUAAAACUUUUGAAUGAAAAUGGCUCAGACUUCGAAAUAGCAUUGGCAUCAGACUUAAAAAAAUGUAAACACGAAGCUGUUAUAUUUGAAAUUGAUUUUUUGAAAAAUGAUAUCAUAAAUGCUUUGGAUUCAGUUGAUUCAUGGAUGAAAGAAGAACAUCCUGACAAACCUUUGUUAAAUAUUUUGGAUGAAAUUCUAAUACAUAAAGAUCCUUAUGGAGUUGUGCUGGUAAUGGGUGCUUGGAAUUAUCCAUUGCAACUAACAUUGUUACCUGCAAUUGGUGCAAUAGCAGCCGGUAACAGUGUAGUCAUUAAACCUUCAGAAAUGGCCCCAGCUACUGGAAAACUAAUUGCUGAACUUAUACCUAAGUAUCUCAAUAAAGACGCUUUUCCAGUUAUUCUUGGUGGAGUAGAAGAGACUACCCAAUUGCUCAAACAGAGAUUUGAUUAUAUAUUUUAUACAGGUUCAACAGUUGUUGGAAAAAUUGUAAGAGCUGCUGCAAAUGAAUUUUUAACCCCUGUUACAUUGGAAUUAGGUGGAAAAAGUCCUUUAUAUAUUGAUGGAUCAGUGAAUAUGGAUAUUGCUGUCAAAAGAAUAAUGUGGGGAAAAUGCAUUAAUGCUGGCCAGACAUGUAUUGCACCAGAUUAUAUUUUAUGUACUAAACAAGUUCAAAAUCAAUUAGUUGACAAAAUAAAAAGUACUCUGAAAACUUGGUUUACUGAAAAUCCUAAAGAUUCUCCUGAUUUUUGUAGAAUUGUUUCUGAGAAACAUUUUAAGAGAUUAUUGGAUCUGAUGAAUACAAGUGGGACAAUUAUAGUUGGCGGUCGUCAUGAUCAAAAUGAGCUAUUUAUUGAACCAACAGUUCUAACUGAUGUGAAACCAUCAGAUCCCAUAAUGAAAGAAGAAAUUUUUGGACCAAUAUUACCUAUAUUGAAUGUUGAUAAUGCAUAUGAUGCAAUUAAUUUCAUAAACAGCAGAAAUCAUAGUCCAUUGGCUUUGUACAUUUUUUCAAAAACUAAAGACAUUAUUGAAAAUAUAAUAAAAAAUGUGAGUGCUGGUGGUAUUUGUGUCAAUGAUACUAUUGUACACGUUUCUGUUGAGAAUUUACCAUUCGGAGGAGUUGGUCAGAGUGGAAUGGGAGCUUAUCAUGGAAAACAUUCAUUUGAUACAUUCACCCAUCGUAAAAGUGUAUUAAUCAAAGAUUACAAUGUAAUUGGAGAAACAAUUUCUUCAGUGAAAUACCCACCAUAUUCAGAAAAGAAACUAAGUAUGUUAGCUUUUCUGUUGAGAAAAAAACCACACAUAAACUUCAAAUUUGUGCCGUAUAUUUUAAUGUUUGGUUUAGGCAUUUGUACACCUUUUAUAUACAAGUAUUUAAAUGAGAUUGGCGAAAAGGAUGCAAAAUAAAAUUAUUUUAAUGAGUACUAUCAUCAAAGAAAUCAAAGGUUAUUGAUUAUUAUUAGUUACAUUAUCAUAGUUAUAUUUACUACUUGGUUGUUAUAUACACAGUAAGAUAUACAAUAUAUAUAUUUAAUUUUAAUUGUAUAAUUAAAUAAGUUCAUAAAAAUAUAAUUAUAAUUGGGUUUUAAGUUUUUUUUUUUAAUUUACUAGACCGAGUUAUUAAUCAAAAAUAUUGUUAAAAAUUGUUAUUGUAAUAUUUUUUUAAUUCAAAACACAGGGUUAAUACUUUAUGCAAGUUAAAUAUAAAAUUAAUUAUACAAAAUCUUUUAUAGGUUAUUUAUACUAUAAUUAUGAAUUAUAAAAAUAGAUAAUUCUAAUUAUCAAUAAUUGUAUGUGAUAUUUAUACAAUAAAUAGUUAUUAAUUUUA